Molecule: messenger RNA, 594 nt
Organism: Aspergillus bombycis
Lineage: Eukaryota; Fungi; Ascomycota; Eurotiomycetes; Eurotiales; Aspergillaceae
Product: rho GDP-dissociation inhibitor
Exons: 3
Coding region: 1-594 (197 amino acids)
Biological process (GO): Rho protein signal transduction
Cellular component (GO): cytoplasm; membrane; cytosol
Molecular function (GO): protein binding; Rho GDP-dissociation inhibitor activity
Source: RefSeq, a predicted model, not a curated record
AUGCCCGAGCACGAAGAAGAUCUCAUUGCCUCCAAGACCGAGGGUUUCAAGGUUGGAGAGAAGAAGACAAUCAAUGAGUACACUGAGCUUGAUAAGAAUGACGAAUCCCUAAACCGCUGGAAGGCCUCUCUAGGCCUUGCAACCGGUGCAUCAAUUGGAGACCCCAACGACCCCCGAAAGUGCAUUAUCAAGUCUCUCGCCCUGGAGGUUGAGGGACGCUCCGAUGUGGUCAUCGACGUGUCCGCGCCCGGUGCAGUUGAUACUCUCAAGGACAAGCCAUUCACCAUCAAGGAGGGUGCCCACUUCCGGAUCAAGGUCGUCUUCCAGGUGCACCAUGAGGUCCUGAGCGGUCUGAAGUACCUGCAGGUCGUGAAAAGAAAGGGUAUUAGAGUUAGCAAGGACGAAGAGAUGCUGGGCAGCUAUGCCCCCAACACCACCGACAAGCCCGUUUACGAGAAGAAGUUCCAAGAGGAAGAGGCCCCCUCCGGAAUAAUCGCUCGGGGCCAUUACAACGCGGUUUCGAAAUUCCUGGAUGACGACGACCACACCCAUCUGCAGUUCGAGUGGUCGUUUGAUAUCGCGAAGGAUUGGUAA